AUGGAUAAUUCUGAAGUUUCUAACGUUGCAGAGCAACCUGAAGGUGAGUUCAUUGGUGAAGAAGAGGUUGGUGAAGUUGUGGCUGUUGACAAUGGGGACAAUAUGAUGGAUGUUGAAGCUGAUGAGGAUGAGGAAAUGGGAGAAGGCGAGGAAGUUGGGGAGAGUCUUGAAAUUGAUAUGUCCAACAAUUCUAACGGAUUUUUUGACAAGCAUACAGACUCUAUUUUCUGUAUUGCACACCAUCCUAGUUUGCCAUUAGUCAUGACUGGUGGUGCGGAUAAUGUGGCGAACUUGUGGACUUCACACUCGAAACCACCUAAGUUUGCUGGGUCUCUUCCUCACACGGAGUCUGUGAUCAGUGGUGGGUUUACACCUGACGGGAAGUUCUUGAUCACUGCUGAUAUGAACGGUAAGGUGUUUGUGUAUAAGUCUAUGAAAGGUGGUGCUCAGUGGAAGGUGUGCAGCGAGCUACAGGAAGUGGAUGAGGUUGUUUGGUUGAAGUUGCAUCCUGUUGUUUCUGGAGUGUUUGCGUUUGGGGGUGUUGAUGGGUCAGUGUGGUGUUACCAGUUGAAUAACGUUGACGGGUCAUUGUCGCAGAUUAUGUCUGGUUUCUCUCACCAACAGGACUGUACGAUGGGUGAGUUCAUCAACGUUGAGGAAGGUGAAAACAACUUGACGUUGGUGACAUGUUCGUUGGACAGCUCUAUUGUGGCAUGGAACUGCUACAUGGGCCAGCCAUUGUUCAAGAUCACGCAAGCAGACGUCAAGGGUGUCGAGGCACCAUGGGUUUCAUUGUCUGCUGCUCCAAUGGCCCUUACAAAUAACACUCCGGUUAUUGCUGCCGGUUCGAACAACGGAUUGCUAGUUAUCAUCAACUGUACCAACGGAAGUGUGCUAAAUUUGACCACAGUAAUAGAAUUGAAGCCGGAGCAAGACGAGUUGGAUGCGUCCAUCGAAUCUAUUGCAUGGUCUCCUAAGCUUCCCUUGAUGGCUAUCGGGUUGGUGUGCGGUGAUGUCUUACUAUACGAUACAAAGACUUGGAGAGUGAGGCACAAGUUCGAAUUGGAGGACUCCGCUACCAAAUUAGUUUUCGACAGCAAUAACGGUCACAACUUGAUUGCAUCCUGCAUUAACGGUAAAGUAUAUAUCUUCGACGCUAGAACCGGUCAAGAAGUACACGUUUGUGUUGGUCACAACAUGGGUGUCCUUGAUUUCAUCCUAAUCGAGAACAACAAGAAGUUGAUUACCGCUGGUGACGAAGGUGUCUCGCUAAUUUUCGACCUACCUCAAUAA
This is a messenger RNA of Kluyveromyces marxianus DMKU3-1042, 1293 nucleotides long. It is a transcript of the gene SQT1, whose product is annotated as Sqt1p. The record is from RefSeq and is a predicted model, not a curated record. The transcript has a single exon. NCBI's taxonomy places the organism in Eukaryota, Fungi, Ascomycota, Saccharomycetes, Saccharomycetales, Saccharomycetaceae. Bases 1 to 1293 code for a protein of 430 amino acids. Gene Ontology annotation, molecular function: protein binding.